This is a messenger RNA of Triticum turgidum subsp. durum (durum wheat), 1494 nucleotides long. NCBI's taxonomy places the organism in Eukaryota, Viridiplantae, Streptophyta, Magnoliopsida, Poales, Poaceae. The record is from the annotation of a GenBank genome assembly.
AUGAUGCUCAAGGAUUUCGCGGCAAUUCAGCAGCAGCAGCAGCAGCAGCUGGCCCUCGCCGCCGACGAGAACAUGUCGAACCUCACCUCCGCCUCCGGCGACCAGACCAGCGUCUCCUCCCACCCCCUCCCGCCUCCUUCCAAGAAGAAGCGCAGCCUCCCGGGAAAUCCAGACCCUGACGCGGAGGUGAUCGCGCUGUCGCCGCGUGCGCUCAUGGCGACGAACCGGUACGUGUGCGAGAUCUGCGGCAAGGGGUUCCAGCGGGACCAGAACCUGCAGCUGCACCGGCGCGGCCACAACCUCCCCUGGAAGCUCAAGCAGCGGAACCCCAACGAGGUGGUGCGCAAGAAGGUGUACGUGUGCCCGGAGCCCGGGUGCGUCCACCACGACCGCUCCCGCGCGCUCGGCGACCUCACCGGCAUCAAGAAGCACUUCAGCCGCAAGCACGGCGAGAAGAAGUGGAAGUGCGACAAGUGCGCCAAGCGCUACGCCGUGCAGUCCGACUGGAAGGCCCACUCUAAGGUCUGCGGCACCCGCGAGUACCGAUGCGACUGCGGCACGCUCUUCUCAAGGCGGGACAGCUUCAUCACGCACAGGGCGUUCUGCGACGCGCUGGCGGAGGAGAGCGCGAGGGCGGUGGCCGUGGCCGUGGAGGAGCACCAGCAUCCGGGGAUGCUCUACUCGCACGGUGGCGGCGGCGCGGGGUUUCAGAUGCCGGCCGUGAUGGACCCGUCGAGCUCGCUCGGUGGCGGCCACGGGCUGAUCCAAGAAUUGUGCCUCAAGAGGGAGCGGGAGCAGCAACAGCAGCAGCAGCAGUUCGCGCAGCCGUGGCUAUCGGAGCAGCAGCAGCAGCAGCUGGAGAUGGCCGGCGAGGGCGCCCAGGCCAUGUUUGGGACGGCCAGGAUGGAACAGGAGUUCAACGCGAGCUCCACGCCGGAGAGCAGCACGCAGCCUGUGGGCAUGAGCUUUGCGUCAUUUCCCUCGUCGUCUGCGGCCCCGUCAGCGGCCGGGGCGACGGCCUCAUCCCACAUGUCGGCCACCGCGCUGCUCCAGAAGGCGGCGCAGAUGGGUGCAACGCUGAGCCGGCCGUCAGGCCAAGGCCAGAUGGCAGCGAGCACCUUCAGCAGUAGCAGCAGCGCCGCCAUCACCAACGUCACCAACAAUGCACCUGCUGCCGCUACUAGUAGCAGCGCGGCGACAAGCACCGUCGGCGUGGGAUUCGGGCACGCGUUCGAGGCGCCGGCUCACUUCGGAGUGGACCAGAGGCCCAGUGCCAAUCGUAAUGCCGGCAAUGCCGGCGUCGGCGGCGCAGGUAGAGGCAAUGCCGGAGGCGCAAACGACGGCCUCACGAGGGAUUUCCUGGGUCUGCGGGCCUUCUCCCACGGCGACAUACUCAGCAUGGGAGGCUUCGAUCCCUGCAUGCCCACGUCGGCCUCGGCGAGGGCGGCGUACGAUCAGCAAGGGCCGCAGAGCAGCAACCCAUGGCAUGGCUAG